GAUGGGGCCAGCUCUCUCUCUCUCUCUCUCUUUCUCUCUUUCUGUGUCUCUCUGUCUGUGAGCUUCUGUUUAUUUAUCGCUGAAUGCGACAGUCUCUUGGCCUGACUGAGAAGCAGCGAGAGAAGAGAAGAAACAACAUGACGGCCCUCUGGAUACUGUCUGUAUCCGCGCUGAUGUGUCAGAUGUCCAUCACUGCGUCUCUGCACUGGAGGAAAGCUCUGUUCCCAUCAGCCUUCAGAGUGAAGCGAGGGACGCCAGCGCUGCUCAACCCCACGUUUCAGAAAUCAGCGGAGGACGCCAGCCUUCUGUUUGAGGUGUUGUGGUCAGGAGGGUACAUGGACGUGGUGAACGGGACGCUCCACAUCUCCGAUCAGGAGCUGGCGUCCAUGAGGAAGCUGGAGGUUCUGGAGGUCCUGUGUGAGGACGUGCUUCCCAGAAGCCUCUCUGAGAUCCAGCGGCUCAGUGCUCAGCUGGAGCUGCGGCGCGGCCCGCUCCGGAUGGAUGACUUUGAGCGCACCGUCCUCACCAUGGUGUACACCGCCCAACAGCUCCCACACACCAGCCCCGGCCACCAGAGGGAGCUGUGGGCCAACACACUCCAACGACUCUAUAAAGCCAUCAGAGGAGAUCUGCGGCCUGCAGAGGACUGACUGACCUGUGCUCCUCAA
This is a messenger RNA of Carassius carassius (crucian carp), 668 nucleotides long. RefSeq names its product protein FAM180A. The coding region runs from base 84 to 650 and encodes 188 amino acids. NCBI's taxonomy places the organism in Eukaryota, Metazoa, Chordata, Actinopteri, Cypriniformes, Cyprinidae. The record is from RefSeq and is a predicted model, not a curated record. The transcript is spliced from 3 exons.